GAAAGCGAGGAUGGCAUUGAAGGAGAUGCUGUGCUCUCCGAUUAUGAAAGCGCAGAAGACUCGGAGGCGGAGGAAGAGGAUUACAGCGAGGAAGAAAGUGCCAAAGUGAAGCAGGAUAGCAAUGGCUCCUGUGAGUCGGCGGCCAAAGCAGAGAAAGGGGAUGAGAAAGCUGACUCCAAAGGCGCCGUAACUGGUGAGAGGCAGAGCGGGGAUGGGCAGGAGAGCACUGAGCCCGUUGAGAAAAAAGUUGGGAAAAAAGCUCCCAAGCACCUGGACGACGACCACGACCUGCGAGGGCAGACGCAGGAGGAGGAGGUCAGGCCAAAGGGUCGUCAGCGGAAGCUGUGGAAGGACGAGGGCCGCUGGGAGCAUGACAAAUUCCGGGAGGACGAGCAGGCGCCCAAGACCAGGCAGGAGCUGAUCGCGCUGUAUGGCUACGACAUCAGAUCAGCGCACAACCCCGAUGACAUCAAGCCGAGGAGGAUGCGCAAACCAAGGGGAGCAGCAGAGUUUGGGAGCCCUCCUCAGCGAGACCCAAACUGGUCCAACGAGAGGCCAAAUAAGCCCCCAAGGCACCAAGGCACAGACAGCACUUCAGCUGCCCCGCGAACCUUCACCAACAGGAGCUCUGCGGGCACAGGGAGGAUGCCUCCACCUCGGAACUACCCGAGGAUGGGGGGCUACAAAGAGACCCGUCCAAGCUACCGAGCUUCGGAAGCCAGCGUCCAGCAUCUGUCUCGAAACGGCGAGCAGGCCAAACAGGAGAGCAGCUACCGAGCGAAGCGUGCGGAGCAAACCCCACCAAGAGACAAGUCGCCCGAGAUGGAGGCGGCACACGUCCACGGCAGCCCCCUGAAGGAGGAGGUGGCUUUGGCAAACCAAGCCACAGCUGCUGAUGCUGCACAGCCACCGCCAGACAGACCAGUUGAAAAGAAGUCUUAUUCCCGGGCAAGAAGGACCAGAAUCAAAGCUGGGGACGCGGGGAAGCUGGCAGAUGAGGUGCCCGCUUCGGAAGGGCUGACUCCUGCGCCUCCAAAACCUGUGCAAGUCGAGACGUCCCCGCCACCGACCAAGAGCAGUGACUGGGAUUCACUGGUAGAAUCCAACUUGGACGGACUGGAGCAAGAGGUGACCCAGCUGAAUCUCACCGAGCAGAACUGGACGCCGGGGCAGUCGCAGUUCAUACAGCCCCGGGAGCUGAGGGGUAUUCCUAACCAUAUGCACGUGGGAACUGGGCCACCGCCUCAGUUUAACAGGAUGGAGGAAAUGGUAAAGCACGGCGGCCGCGUGAAGCGCUACUCGUCGCAGCGGCAGAGACCGCCGGUGCCGGAGCCUGCGCCCCCCAUGCACAUCAGCAUCAUGGAAGGGCACUACUAUGACCCACUACAAUUCCAGGGACCAAUCUACACCCACAGCGAGAACCCGGCCCCGCUGCCGCCCCAGGGGAUGAUCGUACAGCCAGAAAUGCACCUCCCUCAUCCAG
Messenger RNA from Tauraco erythrolophus (red-crested turaco), 1483 nucleotides. The record is from RefSeq and is a predicted model, not a curated record. NCBI's taxonomy places the organism in Eukaryota, Metazoa, Chordata, Aves, Musophagiformes, Musophagidae.